This is a messenger RNA of Eruca vesicaria subsp. sativa (arugula), 945 nucleotides long. NCBI's taxonomy places the organism in Eukaryota, Viridiplantae, Streptophyta, Magnoliopsida, Brassicales, Brassicaceae. The record is from the annotation of a GenBank genome assembly.
AUGUCGGCUCCACCGAGAGUUCGGUCUGUAGAUUCCGAUGACCGAGAACUCCGGUCAGUUCUUUGUCCCGCCGGUAAUAAAUUGCAGCAGAAAGCGUUGUCGAAGCCGGCGAAGAAGUCUGAUAAAACGCUUACGGCGAAGAAAACGCUUCAGUGCUCUCCUCUGAGGAGAAACGGUAUCUCCAUGAACGCAUCUUACUCUUCAGAGGCGUCGUCUUCGUGCGAGUCGUCUCCGUUGAGUAUGGCGUCUACUUCGAGCGGGAAGAGGGCUUUGCGGCGGAACUCGUCAAGUACACUGAGAAAGAAUGUGACGACGGAGGAGAGAGAUGAAAAGAAGGCCGGUGAUUGCUUCUCUGAUGGUCGUAAAAGAUGCCCUUGGAUCACUCCCAAAUCUGACGAAUGUUACAUUGCUUUCCACGAUCAAGAGUGGGGAGUUCCUGUCCAUGAUGACAAGAAACUUUUCGAGCUAUUAAGUCUCUCUGGUGCUCUUGCGGAACUAUCCUGGAAAGACAUUCUUUCCAAAAGAUACUUAUUCAGGGAAGUUUUCAUGGACUUUGAUCCAAUUGCUGUAUCUGAACUAACUAACAAAAAGAUAACAUCCCCUGAGAUUGCAACCACCGCUUUACUAUCAGAGCAAAAGCUACGCUCAAUCCUCGAGAAUGCAAACCAAGUUCGCAAGAUAAUAGUAGAGUUUGGAUCAUUUGACAAGUACAUUUGGAACUUCGUUAACCAUAAGCCUACUCAGAGCCAGUUCAGGUACUCACGCCAAGUCCCUGUGAAGACUUCCAAAGCAGAGUUGAUAAGCAAAGACCUUGUCCGCAGAGGCUUUCGCAGUGUUAGUCCAACGGUUAUCUACUCCUUCAUGCAAACAGCCGGUCUCACUAACGACCAUCUCACUAGCUGCUUCAGACACCAAGAAUGCAUAUCCAAGGACGAGACCAGUUAG